Opisthorchis viverrini is the source of this 3017-nucleotide messenger RNA. RefSeq lists its product as hypothetical. The record is from RefSeq and is a predicted model, not a curated record. Gene Ontology annotation, cellular component: signaling receptor complex. The transcript is spliced from 15 exons. Lineage: Eukaryota; Metazoa; Platyhelminthes; Trematoda; Opisthorchiida; Opisthorchiidae. Bases 152 to 3004 code for a protein of 950 amino acids. Gene Ontology annotation, molecular function: transmembrane receptor protein tyrosine kinase activity; ATP binding. Gene Ontology annotation, biological process: protein phosphorylation; positive regulation of kinase activity; cell surface receptor protein tyrosine kinase signaling pathway.
AGAAGAUAUAUGCAAGAACAAUACAUCCAGUGGUAUCCAAUUGUUUAUGAAGAACUGACCAAAGAGGAAAGGGAAAGGGGAUUAAUCUGUGAAACCACAGAAGCCGAUGGUGUGUGUUUAUGGGUCAGUCAAUUCUCUCCCGACUUGAUCGAUGCUGAACGCUCUUACGGGUAUGUAUCUGAAAUUUCUAACUUUUAAAUUUGACGUUGACAGAAGGGGCAAGUGCACAAUUCCAUUCAAUGCUGUAUUAAAUGAAGAAGGAAAUUCCGAUGCUAUCUGCAGGCUGGUUUCGCGCGAGAGAACCUAUCUUAUUAAUGCAUCCGUGUACAAAACUCAACCUCCAGGUGAGCCAGACGUACUGUUACCAUAUAUAUUUCAUCAAUACUUAGGACAGUUACAUCCCACUUCCACAGUUUCAACGUUAUUUGAUCGGGCAUGUAUGCAGCCCGUUAUCAGUUUGGCGAGUGUCCACCAGAUGCAACUUUUGCAGCCAUGGUUUUGUACCAGCUCUGAAGGAGUUCAGUUCUCUUCUUUUUGGCCAGUAUUUUUCAAGCAUUUGUGUCAGUCUUCCACAUCAAUCAGCUGUGCUGCCUGGGCAGACCCACUACCAAAAGUAUCGAUUUUGUUCAACGGACGACCAUUAUCAUCCCUGGAUGCUACGCACGGGAUUCGCAUACGCGGUUUGAAUCUCACCAUUUGGCCCGAACAGUUGCUCAGUGGAGAUGUGAACAAAUCGGACUCCAACAACGCAGCUGUAAUCAGCUGCCUGGCUGACUCCAAAGACGGACGGAAUAGCCGGCAUCAUGUCCUCUUUCGCGCUGAAAAUUGCGACCAAUCAUCAGACGAAGAUCAGCAUUAUUUUACUCCAACUAACAUUCAACUGGAAAAUUGGCCAACAUUUUUCAUGAAGCAACAUUGGCCAAACGAUGAUCCAGGCAACCCAUCAUUUGUUGGUUGGUUUGUCUCAAAUGAUAGCAGAACCCCUGAAGCCAUCCGAAUGUGUACAAAAGACUCAAAUUCGUCCGUGCCUUGUCCAACAUUAAGUCAUACAGAAUUUCGAUCCACUCAGCUGCACACGGAUGCUCGUUCAUGGAUGCAGUACCCCUACCGAAUGGGCGUCGCUUGCUACGCACAGAAAGGAUGUGUGUACCAGACAUUUUACUAUAAACCCUCCAGCAGUUACUCUGCUGUAGCUGCCGGCUCAUUGGUUUGCUUGAUGUUGCUGGUAAUCCUCAUUCUGGCCGUUUGUUCAGUAAAGACCAUACGAAAGGCGAUCUGGAAGAAAGUGAGAGUUCGAUGGAAACUUGGUUGGCGUACGACAGUAUGGAAAGUGUUUGAAGACGACGCCAAAGAGGAAUGGAGCUUUUCCCAGUCUGAGGCCCUUGUUAAACAAAAGCCCGUUCCUAAGCAUUUGCACCAUCCAGCAGCGUGGUUGUACCAUAACAGUCCUCGAGCUUAUUUUGAUGAGUCGCGCUUCUGUCCCAACUGCAGGCAGUCCCAUACUUCGAUGAGCUACGAAAACUUGCACACCAGAGUCAAUUUGUCCGGUUUCGUUCGUGAUGAAAGGCGCUACACCGUCAGUCUUCCUAGUUUAACUGGAGAAGGGGACAACGAUCGAACUCGCUCUCAACAGCGUAAAUCUACCAAAUGGGGUAAACUGAUCGAUAGCGUGUGGGAGAUCAAUCCGCACCACAUUCACGUAUCCCACUUGUUGGGACAGGGUGGAUUCGGUCGUGUAAUGCGCGCGAAACUAAGACUGCCGACCGCGAAUGAUAAGGAUUUAACUUGCUCCAGACUCCGUCAACAUAUCGCCUCGAUUAUUGGUUCUCAUUCGAAACUCCACAACAACAACAACAACUGGAUGUGGGUCGCAAUCAAAGAAAUACUCUCACCAGAUGUUGGGGACACGUCCGAUCAUUCGUUGGAUCAACAUAAACAUAUAGCCGAUCCUAGGUCAGACACAUGUUCAUCCAACAGCCUGUGCCAUUACGCGGAAAUAAUCUCGUCAGAUGCUGGACAAACUGAACAAAAACCAAUCGACUUAUCCCGGGUAGGACGCGGUCCUAACGACGCUGAUCCAAAGCGUUUCCAUUCAAAUCACCGCAGGCAACCGUUUACGAAGAGAAAUGAUGUCUUCGAGGCAGAGUUAGCGGUGAUGAAGUCCUCGGGGAUACAUUGCAAUGUCGUUCGUUUUUUCGGUACAUGCUACCUUCCAGUGUUUGGUUCAGUCUUGGUCAUUGAAUACUGUCCAUACGGAAAUCUACGUACCUAUCUGCGUGCAUUACGGUGCAAUUUAACGCAAAAUCAGGCUGAAAUGCCACAACUUCAGCAACAGCUCAACACAUAUGUGUUCCAGAUCGCCGAAGGAAUGCGCUACUUGUCGUCACGCAAUGUAAUGUUUGGUUCAGUCUUGGUCAUUGAAUACUGUCCAUACGGAAAUCUACGUACCUAUCUGCGUGCAUUACGGUGCAAUUUAACGCAAAAUCAGGCUGAAAUGCCACAACUUCAGCAACAGCUCAACACAUAUGUGUUCCAGAUCGCCGAAGGAAUGCGCUACUUGUCGUCACGCAAUAUUAUCCACCGGGAUUUAGCCGCACGUAACAUUCUACUUGGUUCCAACUGGGUGUGCAAAAUUUCAGAUUUUGGUCUGUCGCGGGUGCUGGAAACCAGCUCAGACUACUACUUACGAGAUCGCGGUGCACUUCCAAUGAAAUGGCUUGCUCCGGAGGUUUUGGAGAGCAGACGGUUCUCCAAAAAGUCGGACGUAUGGUCUUACGGCGUGUUGUUGUGGGAAAUCUACACCCUGGGUGGUACUCCGUAUACACAUUUCACUCUCGAACAGGUGCGAAACAUUGUCCAGCACGGAUACCGGAUGUCCAAACCACCACUGUGUCCUCAGUAUAUAGGAGCUCUAAUGCAAGAAACAUGGAACAGUAUACCGCAAGACCGCCCGGACUUCGCACAGAUUGUACAGCGACUCAGUAACUUUCUACAGGCACAAUAGGAAAGAUAUGCGU